AUGCAACUAAUCUCAAGCGGUAGCAUCUUGCUGCCUAUUUUACUCAUUGCAAUUUGCGUCUAUUCUAUCAGCAAAAUCAUCUACAACAUCUUCCUUCAUCCCCUCCGCGAGUACCCAGGUCCACUCCUAUGCAAGGCCAUAGAAUAUUACCGAAUCUCUCGGUUCAUGAGCGGCAGACUUCCGCACUGGCUCGAAGACCUCCAUAAAAUUUACGGUCCAGUGGUGCGAAUCGCGCCCAACGAGCUCUCAUUCAUCCAUCUCGAAGCCUGGAAAGACAUCUACUCACAGAUAAAAUGUGAAAAAAGCACAGCACCCGAAUUCCACAAGUACGACAAGUUCUAUGGCUUCAUGGGACCCAAGAUGGAGGACAAUAUCCUCAACGCGGGUUACGACGAGCAUGUAUAUCUUCGGCAGCAUCUGGCCCCUUGCUUUGCCACCAAGAGGCUAGAAGCUCGAGAGCCCGUCCUGAGGAAAUACACCGAUCUGCUAAUCUACAGACUGAGAGAGGAGUUCAAAAACGGGACGACGAGCUUAAACCUACGUGACUGGUUUACAUACUUUACGUUUGACGUCAUUGGUCAUCUUGGUUUUGGCUCUGACUUUGGAUGUCUUCGCACCUCCAGGUACCACCCUUGGGUCGGAGCCCUGACCAAAAACCUGAAAGAGUAUCGAUGGAUCCAGUUCUUGAUGUACAUGGGACUGGAUAAGCUAGUCCACCUCAUUACGAAUAGCACCUUUUUGAGGGCUAAGAUGAUGCAUGAGAAUUUGACAAUGGAGAUGCUCAAACGCAGCUUGGAGGAUCCGGACAUGACUAGAGAUACGACUGGGCUACUUGAUGCGCUUACUAGCUUGAAGUAG
Molecule: messenger RNA, 858 nt
Organism: Pochonia chlamydosporia 170
Lineage: Eukaryota; Fungi; Ascomycota; Sordariomycetes; Hypocreales; Clavicipitaceae
Product: cytochrome p450 protein
Exons: 2
Coding region: 1-858 (285 amino acids)
Molecular function (GO): monooxygenase activity; iron ion binding; heme binding
Source: RefSeq, a predicted model, not a curated record